Spodoptera littoralis (African cotton leafworm) is the source of this 2555-nucleotide messenger RNA. The record is from the annotation of a GenBank genome assembly. Lineage: Eukaryota; Metazoa; Arthropoda; Insecta; Lepidoptera; Noctuidae.
UUGAUGUAGCUGUCAAUGUCAUUAAAAAUAACAGAAACUUCGUAAAAAUUUCGUAUUAAAAUUUGUUGUAGGACGCGUUACUUUAUGAAAAUCGCAUGUUAUUAUAUUUUUAUUGAAAAAAUCAAGACAUAUUAUUGCUAUACUCCUUAAAUUAUUUUAUCCAUCUUCAAUUUCUCUUAAUUAGGAUGAAUGACAAAGGUUAAAAAGUGAUUACAUCAAUGAUGUAUUACUGGAGCACCUCAACGUGAUGGUCUUAGAGUAUCUACAAUGAUGAUCGUGGCAAAAGUUAGUGAAAAAGUUUAAAAGAAUCUAUGCCGUGAUAAGAUUCCUCCAAAGCAUCAAAGAUGGGUGAGAAAUCUGGCAAUAGUAAAGACGACAAACACAAAGUUCGUCGAUGUAUGGAAUGGUUGCAACAACAGAAUAAUGAAGGCACAGAGAAGUUAUCGUUAGGAAAUAAGAAUGAUAUACAGUUUAUUAUACAAACCCAUGCUGCAAGAAAGAACUUUUUGCUAGCUGUGGCUGAGGACGAUGCGACCGUGCCUAGUGGCAUCAACGAACCCGUUUUGGAACCUAAACCUGUGACUCGCUACAGACUCCGUGUUUCCAACUUGCAAAUGGAAUGUGAAUGGCCAACAUGCAAGAAGAUGUUUACGGACUACGAGGUAUACCAGAAACAUGUUAGAAAACAUGCUACGGACAUGCAUGUUAUAGAGAAGGAAUCUAGCGCUGAAUUGGUCUGCCUCUGGGAUGUGUGUGGGCAUAAGACAUCGGACUUCAAUGAAAUGGUGCGUCACAUGAACUAUCAUGCUUACCAUGGCAAGUUACUGGCAAUCGGCUUCAAUGGCCGGACGACCCUCAAACUGGAGUGCUGUAAGAAGGACUCCAGCAAACGAAAUCAGAUACCGGUACAAACGUUCAUAGACCACGUGAAUCUCCAUGCGAAUUACUCUGAAGACUACAUAUGUUCUUGGGCUGGUUGUGGAGCGAAGUUUCCUCGGAAAGCUAUGCUCAUCCCACAUGUACGGAGUCACACAGGGGAGCGACUGAUUGCUUGCUAUCACUGUGGACAUCACUUUGCUAAUAACAGGAAGCUUACUGAUCAUUUGCGGAGACAGAAUGUGACGCAAAAUUCGAUAUACAUUUGCUCGGUGUGCGGCACGCGGUGCGCCACGGAGUACUUACUGGGCGAGCACACGCGCGGACACAUCAGUAUGUUCGCGUGCAGUCUGUGCGACAUGUCCGCCACCUCGCCCGCCGCGCUCGCCAACCACGUGCGCUACCGACACCUGGCCCGGGGGGAGGCGGCCACUCACGCGUGCCCCCAUUGUCCUUAUAAUCUGUGCGACAUGUCCGCCACCUCGCCCGCCGCGCUCGCCAACCACGUGCGCUACCGACACCUGGCCCGGGGGGAGGCGGCCACUCACGCGUGCCCCCAUUGUCCUUAUAAUCUGUGCGACAUGUCCGCCACCUCGCCCGCCGCGCUCGCCAACCACGUGCGCUACCGACACCUGGCCCGGGGGGAGGCGGCCACUCACGCGUGCCCCCAUUGUCCUUAUAAUCUGUGCGACAUGUCCGCCACCUCGCCCGCCGCGCUCGCCAACCACGUGCGCUACCGACACCUGGCCCGGGGGGAGGCGGCCACUCACGCGUGCCCCCAUUGUCCUUAUAAUCUGUGCGACAUGUCCGCCACCUCGCCCGCCGCGCUCGCCAACCACGUGCGCUACCGACACCUGGCCCGGGGGGAGGCGGCCACUCACGCGUGCCCCCAUUGUCCUUAUAAUCUGUGCGACAUGUCCGCCACCUCGCCCGCCGCGCUCGCCAACCACGUGCGCUACCGACACCUGGCCCGGGGGGAGGCGGCCACUCACGCGUGCCCCCAUUGUCCUUAUAAAGCAAUAAGAAGAUGGGAUCUCCGCCAACACGUGAAAACACAACAUAAGAAGAAAAAGAAAAAACUGAGAUCAAAGAAGAUCAAGUCUGAAGAAACUUCUGAUAAGGAAAUAUCUUCUGACAUCGAUGGAGAUUCUGAAUCUGAUUCGGAUAGUAAGGAAAGAAAAGUGAGGAGAUCUGAUAGGAAAUAUGUAUGUCACAUGUGUCCAGAGAAGAAUAUGAAAAUAUUUACCAAAGGGAAUGCAUUGACUAUGCACUUGGUGAAGGAACAUGGUGCCCAGUGGUCCUUUGGUCAUAGCAGAUUUAGAUACCAACUAUGCGAAGAUGGACUGUACAGGUUAACUACAACACGCUACGAAUCGUUAGAAGUAUCAAAGAAGAUUAUGGAUGGUUACACAAGUCCGAAGAAAAUAGUCUUAACUAACAUACAAUUUAAGUUGAGACAAAUUGCCAAUGCUACGGCAACUACACCAAGAAGUUUCGAGAUCACAUUGAAGAAUGAUGAAAUCAAAAAGGACGAUGAUCAUGAUGACAUGGAAGUUGAUACAAAACCGAUCCGUGAUGACAAUGUAGAGAUUAUGAUGUGCGAUGUCGAUGAAGAUGGGAACAUCAUCAGUAGUGAGUUAAUUAAUUCUGUCAUUCCGAAGCUGGAGAAGGAGGUUUGA